Molecule: messenger RNA, 417 nt
Organism: Soboliphyme baturini
Lineage: Eukaryota; Metazoa; Nematoda; Enoplea; Dioctophymatida; Soboliphymatidae
Source: the annotation of a GenBank genome assembly
AUGCAUGCACAGCAGAUGGCAGCGCACGCAGCAGCCACCGGAGCAACGAUGGGUCCACCCGGACUUCCUCCAGGACUUGGACCGUCGCCGCACCCUGGUCUGACACCAUCCAGCCUGCAGCCCGGUAUCACCGGCGCCAGUUUGGCCGCUUCUGGCCUCCUAGCGUUACCAAAUCCCUUGGCAGCUCAACUAUCAGGAUUCCCUGCUCCGAUGCCUCCCGGUCUGAAGGACGACCGGCCGUCUGGUUCAGGAAGACCGGCCUCAGUGGAAGAUCGUAUUGCGUUCCGUGUUGGCACCUCACUAAUCUGCGUCGCUUAUAACCUCAUAAUGAUUGAGAUGAAGGUUUGGGGUCGAACGAAUCCUGUGAUGCGGCGAAUGCAGAACAUAUCGACUGUGCCUCAUCAUCUCACGUCGUAA